Messenger RNA from Diospyros lotus (date-plum), 2195 nucleotides. RefSeq names its product DEAD-box ATP-dependent RNA helicase 18. The coding region runs from base 46 to 1830 and encodes 594 amino acids. Gene Ontology annotation, molecular function: ATP binding; nucleic acid binding. Gene Ontology annotation, cellular component: nucleolus. Lineage: Eukaryota; Viridiplantae; Streptophyta; Magnoliopsida; Ericales; Ebenaceae. The transcript has 11 exons. The record is from RefSeq and is a predicted model, not a curated record.
AAGCGAAUUCUGAACGGCGGUGCAGUGAAACGUCCACAAGCUGGCAUGGCCGCGGCGACGGAGCCUCCGAAUCCCAACGGAGCCCUAACCAACACUCGCUUCUCCGACCUCCACCCGCCUCUCUGUCCUCCAGUUCUCGACGCUCUUGCUCGGUUCGGUUUCGAGUUCUGCACCCCCGUUCAGGCCGCCACCAUCCCUUUGCUCUGCAGCUUCAAGGAUGUCGCAGUCGACGCCGCCACCGGUUCCGGCAAAACUCUAGCCUUCGUCGUUCCCCUCGUCGAGGUCCUCCGCCGCACCUCCCCGGCGCCGAAGCCUCAUCAGGUGUUGGGGAUUAUAAUAUCCCCUACGAGGGAGUUGUCGUCACAAAUAUACCAUGUUGCUCAACCUUUCAUUUCAACAUUGCCAAAUGUUAAGUCCAUGCUCCUUGUCGGAGGAGCAGAAGUAAAAGCAGACAUGAAGAAAAUAGAGGAGGAAGGUGCAAAUUUGUUGAUUGGCACACCUGGACGGCUUUAUGACAUCAUGGAACGUAUGGAUAUUAUGGAUUUUAGAAACCUUGAGAUUUUGAUUUUAGAUGAGGCUGAUAGGCUAUUGGAUAUGGGAUUCCAGAAGCAGAUAAAUUCCAUUAUAUCUCACUUGCCAAAGCUUCGAAGAACUGGUCUUUUUUCCGCCACUCAGACUGAGGCAGUUGAUGAGCUAUCCAAGGCAGGAUUGCGAAAUCCUGUGAGGGUUGAAGUUCGAGCAGAAACAAAGUCACUCGAUGAAUUAUCAUCAUCUCAACAGUUACCCUCGUCCAGAACACCUUAUGGUCUUCACCUUGAGUAUCUUCAAUGUGAAGCAGAUAGGAAACCAUCACAGCUUGUUGAUCUCCUCAUAAAGAACAAGUCUAAGAAAAUUAUAAUCUAUUUCAUGACUUGUGCCUGUGUUGAUUAUUGGGGAAUUGUCCUUCCACGGCUUCCUGCUCUGAAGGGUUUCUCUUUAUUACCUCUUCAUGGAAAGAUGAAGCAGACAGCAAGGGACAAAGCGUUAGCUUCAUUUACUUCUCUUUCCAGUGGCAUUCUUCUAUGUACUGAUGUUGCAGCACGUGGACUUGACAUUCCUGGCGUUGAUUGCAUCAUACAGUAUGACCCUCCCCAGGACCCAAAUGUAUUCAUUCAUAGAGUUGGUCGGACCGCUCGGAUGGGACGGCAAGGGAGUGCCAUUGUCUUUCUAUUACCUAAGGAGGAAGCAUAUGUAGAAUUCCUGCGAAUUAGAAGGGUUCCACUCGAAGAAAGAAAAUGCUUUGAUGAAGCUCCUGAUAUCGUUCCUCUUAUACGAUCUGCUGGAAAGAAGGACCGUGAUGUCAUGGAAAAAGGACUCAGAGCAUUUGUCUCUUACAUCCGUGCUUAUAAAGAGCAUCACUGCUCUUAUAUUUUCAGGUGGAAGGAACUUGAAAUAGGGAAGUUAGGAAUGGGUCAUGGUCUGCUGCAGCUGCCUUCUAUGCCUGAGGUGAAACAUCACUCACUUUCUACUGAGGGCUUUGUACCAGUUGAAGAUGUCAAUUUGAAGGAAAUUAAGUACAAGGAUAAGUCUCGGGAGAAACAGAGAAAAAAGAACUUGGAAGCAAAGAAAGCCAUGAAACAAGAAGAUCGAAAACCACUGAAGCUCAAAGCAAUGGCAAACACUGCAGCUACUAUCACCAAGAAGAAGACGGCAAAGCAGAGACGUGCUGUCCAGUCUAUGGAAGAUGACGAUGAAAUGGCGCGGGAAUAUCGCUUGCUCAAAAAGUUAAAGAAGGGAGCAAUAGAUGAAAGUGAAUUUGCAAAAUUGACUGGAACCGAAGACCUGUUAUGAAUAAAUUGUUUUAUGUUGAGCUCAUGGAGUUCAGUUCACGGAUGGCUGAGAUAUAAGUGAGAAUGAAGUUCCAGGAUGCCAGAAAGAAGACAUGCUGUUGGAUUGGCUUUUUAGUGACCUUGUUGAUUCAUGGGGUUCAGGUUGAAGCAUUAAUUUUCUGGGAUAAAAAGUCACUCUGGCAGUGGCAUGGAUGGCAAGAGUUUUCCUCUGGUUAGAUUUCUUUCAGGAUAGAAGUAGAAGAUCAGAAAUAUGAAUAGAGCUGGUGCCAUGCCUUGUUGUAUUAAUCAGAAAGAUUCUCCUAUAGGAAAGUGCAGCCUAUGAUGCCAUUUGUCAGGAUAAGCAAUAGAAAAUUAUGUUUAUUGGUA